AUGGCUUCGGUCCCGCUCGUCAAGUCCCUGGCCGACAUCUACCCGCAAGACGCCCUCGCCCAGCAGUCGUCGCGAUGGGACGCCCUCUACGCCCGCUUCCGGGCGGCCUACGGCGGCGCCGCCCCGGCCUUUGUCGCCCGCUCCCCCGGCCGAGUCAACAUCAUCGGCGAGCACAUUGACUACUCGCUUUACUCGGUGCUGCCCAUGGCCAUCACCGCCGACGCCAUCAUUGCCGUCUCGGCGCGGCCCAGCAGCGGCAGCACGUACAAGAUCCGCAUCGGCAACGUCGACGAGGCCAAGUUUGCGUCGCGCGAGUUCGACCUCGACCUCGACGCCGACAUUGACAUUGACGCCAAGGCCUCCGAGUGGACAAACUACUUCAAGAGCGGCCUCAAGGGCGCCCUCGCGCUGCUGCGCCAAAAGGCAAAGGCGGCUGGUGUCGAGUUUCGCCCGUGCGACAUGGACGUCACCAUGGACGGCACUGUCCCUGUGGGUGGCGGCCUCAGCUCAAGCGCUGCCUUUGUCAGCGCGAGCGCGUUGGCUGUCAUGACGGCCAACGGCCAGGCACCCGUCGACAAAAAGGAGCUGACCGAGCUCGCCAUCGUCAGCGAGAGAUCCGUCGGUGUCUACUCUGGUGGCAUGGAUCAGGCCGCUUCGGUCCUAUCAGAGCUUGGCUCUGCCCUUUUCGUCUCGUUUAGCCCGCAGCUUGAUGCGAAGCCGAUCAAAUUCCCUCACACCAGUCCGGAACUCGGUUUCGUGAUCGCCCAGUCCUUUGUCACUUCGACAAAGCACGACACCGCCCCGACCCGCUACAACCUGCGCGUCGUCGAGUGCAGUCUCGCCGCUGGCUACCUCAACGCCGUGCUGAACCCACCGGGCACCACUCUCCCCCUCGACGCUGGCCCGCUGCGGACCAGCCUCAGAGGGUUCCACGACGUCUACGCCGCCAACAAUCUGGCCGGCCUCGACCCGGAGGAGCAGCUCCAGCGCCUCAUAAGCCUCACAGAAAAGACGCUAACCCAGGAGGAGGGCUACACCCGCGAGGAGCUCGCUGAGGUCCUCAAAGAAUCUGUGGUGGCGGACCUGACAAAGAUGGCGGCCGAGGGAGACACGUCUGCUGCGGCUGGCAUCAACGAGGCUGACACCGUGGCGAAUCUCGAGAGCCGAUACAUGUCCAAGUUUACCGUUCACGCUGAUCGCUUCAAGAUCCGCCAGCGUGCCUUGCACGUCUUCAGCGAGGCGCUCCGCGUUAUAAGGUUCCUCAAGCUGCUCGAGAGCGCCGACCCGGCCAGCGCCGACGUCAACCAAAAACUCGGCGACCUGAUGAACGCGACGCAAGAUUCGUGCCGGGACCUUUACGAGUGCAGCAGCCCGGAGAUUGACGAUAUCUGCCGCAUUGCGCGCGGUGCGGGAGCUUACGGAAGCCGUUUGACGGGAGCCGGUUGGGGAGGCUGCACGGUGCACCUCGUGCCGGUGGACAAGAUGGACGGCGUCAAGGCAGCGCUGGAAAGGGAAUACUAUGCGACAAGGGCCCUCACCGACGAACAAAAGUCCCAAGCAGUUGUCGUUAGUCGCCCGGCCAGAGGCAGCGGUACCCUGGUGGGACACGCGGGGCCGUUUACAUUGUAG
This is a messenger RNA of Akanthomyces muscarius, 1629 nucleotides long. RefSeq lists its product as uncharacterized. The record is from RefSeq and is a predicted model, not a curated record. Gene Ontology annotation, cellular component: cytosol; cytoplasm. Lineage: Eukaryota; Fungi; Ascomycota; Sordariomycetes; Hypocreales; Cordycipitaceae. Gene Ontology annotation, molecular function: galactokinase activity; ATP binding. Bases 1 to 1629 code for a protein of 542 amino acids. The transcript has 2 exons. Gene Ontology annotation, biological process: carbohydrate phosphorylation; galactose metabolic process.